UUGAGUUUGAAUGGCAUCAGUUCCAUCUCCAACCAACUCCAGACAUGAAGUCUAAUCUUUCUCUGCUCAUUGCUGCCUUGGUUUGCUUCACUGCAAUCCAGGCAGCGCCUCAUUCUCUAAGAAUUCUGAACAAGCGUCAAGCAACGACUCCUGUUAAAUCUGAAUCAACUGCACCUGCCAAAGUCGAAGUUCCCGCUCCGAAAACUGAGGAAAAGGCCGUUGUUCCCGCUGUUGUCCUUCCUGCCGUCAUCCAGGUGAAUCCCGUUCCAGCUGUCCCAGUUGUUGCUCCAGCAGCGACUCCAGUCACUGUCGUCGCUGCAGCUGUUCCAUCCGCUGCUCCUGCUGCUGUCCCCACCGCCGUUGAUCCUGAGGCCGAACCAGUAGAAGCAGCUGAAGUCGAACCAGUUGAAGAAGUCGAGCCGGUGGAAGCUGAGCCGGUGGAAGCCGAGCCAGUGGAAGCCGAGCCAGUCGAAGCUGAGCCAGUCGAAGCGGAAGCAGCUGAAGCCGAACCCGCAGGAGAAGCUGAAGCCAAGGCACAAGCUGCAAGGAGAAAGCGUCAAGCCACCACCGCUGCUGUCGCCACCCCCGCUGUCGCUGCUACCCCAGUAGUUGCGGAUGCCCCAGUUGUCGCUACUCCAGUUGCUGCUGCCGCUCCAGCUGUAGCCGCAGUGAAUCCAUUCGAACCACCCAAGGACACCCCGGAAGUGGCUCAGGCUAAAGCUGCUCAUUUCGCCGCUCACGCUCAAGCCAAAGCCGCUCAAUUGGCCGCAGUUGCACCAGCCGCUGCUCCAGUUGCCGCUCCUGCGGCUGCUCCAGCCGUUGUGGCCGGAGAGGAAGUCGAACCGGUGGAACAGGAACCCAUUGAAGAAGUCGAACCAGCCGAGGCUGCGGAACAGGCCGAAGUGGAAGCCGCCGAACCAGCAGAGGCAGCAGAGGCAGCAGAGGCUGAAGCUGGAGGUGCUGCAAGAAGAAGACGCGGGGUUUAAUUCCUUUGAGAUAAAAAAAAAAAAGAAUUAUUUCAGGCUAUGGCAUGCAGUUAGUCGUCCAGCAAUAUUAUAGCCACUUUCAGAUGUAAAAAAGUCAUUGACGCAUAUUUCAGUUUUCUUCAUGCAGAAUUUCUAAUUCUUUUUUAAUUGUACAUUUAGUUUUGACACUAUUCAAACCCAGUUUAGCGUUGCGAAAUACAAUAUUCAAAAACUUA
Messenger RNA from Daphnia pulicaria, 1201 nucleotides. Its product is annotated as calphotin-like. The transcript has 3 exons. NCBI's taxonomy places the organism in Eukaryota, Metazoa, Arthropoda, Branchiopoda, Diplostraca, Daphniidae. The record is from RefSeq and is a predicted model, not a curated record. Bases 45 to 986 code for a protein of 313 amino acids.